AAUGGCUAUUGAUAGACCCCGGGUGAUAUCCGCUUGAAUCGCUGCAGCGUUUCUCUAUAUAACGCAGGUGGAAUUAGGACCCCUACAGCCAUAGCAUUAAAAUCAUGAUUACUCUCUACGAUAUCCCCUCCAAAGCAGCAGAUUCUCCAGGAACCAUGACAACCUGGCGAACGAGGUAUUGUCUCAACCUCAAAAACCUGCCUUACAAGACGGUCUAUGUUGAGGUCCCUGAUAUCGAAGCUCUCGCCAAGAAAAUCGGUGCUGCCCCCACCGGCCUGCAACUAGACGGAGUGUCCCCCAGAUACACGGUUCCCAUUAUCCAAGACCGCUCCACCGGCGUUGUCAUCUCCAACUCGCCUGACAUUGCCGCUUACCUUGACAAGACCUACCCAUCCGUUGGUCCUGUGCUCAUCCCCGCCGGGACUAUGGCUCUCCAGCUCGCCUUCACCGAUGCAGUUGCCGAGGCCCUUGAGCAUCUCCGUGUACCGUUAUUUUAUGUGAAUAUGGUGUCGAAGAUGAACGAACGGACGACGGCAUGCAUGAGAGAGAAGCUUUCCGGGAUAUAUACGUUGGAAGCCUCGAAGGGUGAGGAGCGGGAGAAGAUGUGGGCCAUGACGAAAAGGAAUCUGGGGAAGAUGGACAAGUGGUUGGAAGGAAGCGAGGGCGACUUCGUUAUGGGCAAAGAACCUUGUUUUGCGGAUACGGUGAUUGGAGCGUUUCUUUGGUUGAUUAGGAGCGUGGUUGGCCGAGAGAGCGAAGAGUGGAACGAUAUCGCCACUUGGAACAACGGAAGAUGGGGAAAGUACCUGGACAGCUUCAAACCUUUUGAAGUUGUUGCGUAAGAAGUAUACUUUUCUUCUCCCCUUGCUGAUUGUGACUCUGCUUUUCUUUGUUGAACGCCGUUGUCUGUCUCGAAUUGAUUUUACUCGACGAAAAGGAUUUGACGGUCGUAAUGCAAGACGUGAUCCAUGAUUACUCGCUAAGAAAUUCGAAACCGUAACUGGGUGUAAGAAAGCGAACGGCUAUGCCAGAACUGACAUGCUAGCCACCGCAUUCUGCUUUGCAACCGUCACCAGAAUCUGAAUGAGAAAGUAGCUGAUGGAGAACUACUACGCAAGGGUCAGCGUAACAGCUGCCCUUCCAAGAUUCUCUGUCGUGUAUU
This is a messenger RNA of Desarmillaria tabescens, 1162 nucleotides long. RefSeq lists its product as uncharacterized. The record is from RefSeq and is a predicted model, not a curated record. Lineage: Eukaryota; Fungi; Basidiomycota; Agaricomycetes; Agaricales; Physalacriaceae. Bases 105 to 842 code for a protein of 245 amino acids. The transcript is spliced from 2 exons.